Molecule: messenger RNA, 390 nt
Organism: Tachysurus vachellii
Lineage: Eukaryota; Metazoa; Chordata; Actinopteri; Siluriformes; Bagridae
Product: protein BTG1-like
Exons: 2
Coding region: 46-390 (114 amino acids)
Biological process (GO): negative regulation of cell population proliferation; negative regulation of mitotic cell cycle
Cellular component (GO): cytoplasm; nucleus
Source: RefSeq, a predicted model, not a curated record
AUCGCUCUUUUUACAGGAGUCAUCAAUAUUAAAGCAGCCGAAAACAUGAAGACAGAAGUCUCUACGGCUACUGACUUCGUUACCAGUCUGGUCAGGAUGACUGGCCUUCUUACUGAAGAUCGUCUUCAUCACUUUAGCUUUUCCCUGCAGAAGACGCUACUUGAUUACUAUGAGAAACACUGGUUUCCCCAAGACCCUUGCAGAGGGUCCGGCUACAGGUGCUUGCGGAUAAACCACAAAAUGGACCCUUUGAUAAACAAAGCUGCCCGGGCUGUUGGCAUUACAAAGGAGGAACUUUUUGCCUUGCUUCCAUGCGAGCUGACAGUGUGGGUCGACCCGCACGAAGUGUCUUAUCGAAUCGGUGAAAAUGGAUCCAGUUGUGUCCUUUAG